GCAGAAAUAAAGCAAGCGGUUAAAUCAUUCGUUCCAGCGCCAGUUUAAGAUACACCGAAUCUUCCAUUGCAAGCUCGAUAAAAGGAACGAACUGAUACGUCACGAAUUAGAAGACUUCUUCCAACCAUGUUUGUGCUGACUGCCUGAAUGAGAGAGAAUAUAACGAAUUCGGAUGUUAUACAAAAGUGCCUGAUGUUUUGUGAAGAUGAGAAAGUUCGCUGCAUUUGUCUUUAUGUUUUCAACGAGUCUUGGCGUAGUGUCGUCGCUCAGCAGGCACUGUCCCCACCUAUCAGGCGAUAGACUGGACGUUAAAAGCGACCAAACCCUAACAAUCUCAACCGACAUCCCACAGAUUUGGGUGAACAAGACAAACGAUGGCGAAUUUGUUUCUACGUUUAAAGGAUGUAUUAUCGAGCGAGGAUCGAUGCUCGGCGGCGUGUUCUGGACAAGUACGGCUGCCCGCUUUGAAUUUAACGAUAGAAUCGAAAUCGACGGUUCGACUAAUUUCUACGGACAGAACAGUUUAUCACUCGUCAGUAUCAAUGAAAAAAUCAUCAUCAAGAAACCAAUUUCCUUACAAAUUACUGAAGCAAGUUCUCAAAACUAUUCUUCGAUGAAAUUCCUUGGUGGCUUUGCCCCAAGUCAGGCGUCUUUAAACGAGUUCAGAUAUGGUGGCCCUGGUAAGGGUAGGUAUGACUCAACCCAGGGGUAUGUUACUGGAGCAGGACAUGGCGGCUAUGGAGGACGAAUGACACUGGAUACACAAGGAAACCCGUAUGGUAUCAAUGACACAUGUACAUAUAUCGGGGGUAGUCUAGGCGGAUCUAUUGGCUUAACUCUUCCUGCGUUUGCUGGCGCUACCAUUGAGCUGAUAGCUGCUGUUGAAAUGUCAAUAGAGGAUCUUAUUAAUGUUAGUGCACAGCAAGUGUCAUCACUUGGUGCAUCAGGUGGGAGCUCUGGAGGAAGAAUCCGCCUCUGGACCAGAAAGUUGAAGAUCACCAGCAAAGGAAUCCUUUACGCCAGGGGAAGUCCAGGCAUUGGACUGAAUGUUGGUGGUGGUGGGGGUGGUGUUGUACAGAUAGUGGCCGAAGAAGCUGUCAUUGAAGGGUCCACUAUUCAAGUCCAACCAGGAGCUAGUAAUGGUAGUGUUGGAAGUGCUACUGAUGGAACGUUAUUCAUUCUAGGUCGACAAGAUGCCAUUUCUUCUGAUAAGGUGGAAUGGAAGGACGAACCAGCGUACCAGGAAGAAAAUUGUACAGAUUUAACAGAAAUGCCUACCUCAUCUGUAUUAUCGUCAUCAUCUUCAUCUAUGGUGGUCCUACAAACAAGUUAUCAAACAUUAUCAUCCUUGCCAUCAUCAUCAUCAUCAUCAUCAUYAUUUUAUGCUACACCUGAGCCGUCGUCAUCGUCUCUGACUUCAUCGACAACGUCAACGUCAUCAUCGCCACCCUCCUCGAUAUCAACAGCCUUACCAACAUCAUCUUCACUGAUACAAACAUCAACACCAGAACCACUACCACUACCACUACCAGCAUCAUCAUCAUCAUCAUCAUCUUCAAUAAUAUUAUUGGAAACGUCAUCACCAACAUUGGUAUCAUCUUCUUCGCCAACACCAACCAUAAUGGAAUUAUCGUCAUCAUCAUCAUCGUCGUUUUUAUUACCAUCAACAGCAAUAGCAACAACAACAGCAUCAUCGGUGGCAGCUUCAGUAACACCUACCGACUUGUCAUCGUCAUCAUCAUCGGUGGCAGCAAUGACAUCAUCACCGUCAGAAACAUCAUCAUCAUUACCUGUGCCAUCUUUUAUUUCUCCUUCACCACUAGCUUCACCAUCAUCACACAUAUCUUCUUCUUCAACUUCAUCAUCUUCUCUUUUACCUGCCCUACCACAGUCGUCUUCAUCAUUAUCAUCAUCAUCAACAUCAUUACCAUUAUUAUCAUCAGCACUUUCAACUUCGCAGUCUAUUUCGACUUUCCAGUCAUCUCCAUCACCAACAUUACAGACGUCAACAGCAUUCCCCCAAUCUUCUCCAGUUCCGACUUCCUUGAAUACAGAUCAAAGAAUGAUCCAGCUUUUCUACGAAGUAAAAUCAGUGAAGGACAUGAACUCAACAGAGAUGAGAGAGAAAACAGAAUUUCUUCUGAGAGAGUUUGAGAAUCUGACAUCAUCCAAGGAAUUGUCAGUAGAAGGCAUGCAGACGAGUGUAUCAGUUGUGAUGUACUUUAACAAGAUCCUGCUAAAAAUGGCUGCAUGGAAUGGUCAUUUGGACUUUGUGAAGACAAAUGUGACUUCAUUAUUACACUCUAUCGAUAAUCUUUUGGAAACAAAAGUCAAUACAAGGCAGGAUAUCCAAGACUUCAAGAGCGAACAACUGAUACUUGCCAUGGAAGGUACUACGUGCGUUGUUAUGGAAACCAUGGAUCGUUUAAAUGAAAGCUGUUCCUUCAAGACUAACAACAUUGAAAUCUAUGGACUGGCUCAGAUAGACACACAAAAGGUCGUUAAUAUCCCAGCACAAGGGGAGAGUCUCCAAAAUCUCCAUCAACAAGCAGCGACAAGCACUUCGUCAAAAAAUCCUACACAAUCUCAGCCUGUGGGUCCAUUGCUGUCUUUCGAACCAAGAAAGGCUCUUAAGGGGUGCAACAACAGAAGCUGUGACGGGAAGCUUUUAGCAUUGGUUUCAGUGAUAAGAAACACACGACUCAACAGACCACAAACUAACGCCAGCACAAGUGCCCAAGUCAAAAAAGCCGACGUUAAUUCUGAAGUCCUGACGGUCCUAGUGACGUACGAUAGUCGACCAGUGCAUAAGUUAAAUCAACAGGCUGUACUCAGGUUUUACCAUCAGUUACCAGAUAACAGCAAGUUGCCCAGUACCGUAAAGUGUGCAUACUUGCAAUACACUUCCAGUAAUGAUACUGGGACAUGGGUUAGUGACGGUCUGUCUGAGAUCAGUACAAACACAAAUCAAACUGUGUGUUCUACCAAUCAUUUAACAAGCUUCGCUGUCCUUAUGCAGUUUGGUGAUUACGAGCUACCUGAAGUACACGUCAAAGCAAUCAACUUCAUCACGUAUGUUGGUAGUGCCAUCUCAUUGGCUGCUUUGUUGAUAACCAUCUUUGCUUACAUUGCCCUGGGAGAUGCAAUAUCAGCCAGACGAUACAAGAUUCAUCUGAACCUUUCCAUCGCGUUAGGGCUGGCACAAGCUGUGUUUCUAGCAGGAAUCGAUUCCACCAAACAUCCGGUUGUGUGUGCCGCCAUUGCUAUUCUUCUCCAUUAUCUGUACUUAUCAGCCUUCUCUUGGAUGGCAAUAGAGGGUCUUCAUUUGUAUUUCAAAAUCGUGACGGUUUUUAACUCUGAAGGAAUUAAGCUCAAGUACUAUGUGAUGUUUGGCUGGGGUUUUCCAGUUUUUCUCGUUCUUAUAUCAGCAGCAAGUAACCACGAAGGCUAUGGGAAAGGAAAAACAUGCUGGUUAUCAAUGGAAGAGGGAUUUCGAUGGUCGUUUAUUGGUCCCAUAGCUGCUAUGAUUGGGUUCAACUGCAUUAUAUUGGUAUUAACGUUGAGAGAGCUUCUUUCACUGAACAAAGAUGCUGGUGGAGAUCAAAAACGCGUCAAAACUAGUUUCAAGGCCACCGUUAUUCUGCUUCCUCUUCUCGGCACAACCUGGUGUUUUGGUUUCUUUGGCUUCAAUUCCAACACCAUUGUAUUCCAGUAUCUAUUCGCUCUUUUCACAUCGUUACAAGGAUUAUUUAUAUUUUUGUUCCAUUGCAUUGGAAAUACCGAGGUCAGAUAUGCUUUAAAAAGACUUCGAGAAAAGCACUCAAGCAGGAUAUCAUACAUGCUGAAUGGAUUGCCGCCAAAAAGUCAUGCAAGUCACAACGAUAGUGUUUUUAAAGAGGACAAACCUGACAUAAAGCGAGACAGUUGGGUCUCUCCGAGCCCCGACCACAAGAACAGUAACGAAAAAAGCUCUAUGGAACAAGGCCAAGUCCCAAAACAAUCUCCAAUGAAAUUCUGGCUAUGACCGUGGUAACUAGAUAUGAAGUCUAAAGGACAUAGUAUAAAGUCUAGCACCAAGGCCAUGAAGAAUAGUAAUCCAUGUAGAAGAUAUAAAGAAUUGGACAAAUGAAGACUCAAAAGGUAGCAAA
Messenger RNA from Actinia tenebrosa (Australian red waratah sea anemone), 4148 nucleotides. RefSeq lists its product as uncharacterized. Lineage: Eukaryota; Metazoa; Cnidaria; Anthozoa; Actiniaria; Actiniidae. Gene Ontology annotation, molecular function: G protein-coupled receptor activity. Gene Ontology annotation, cellular component: plasma membrane. Gene Ontology annotation, biological process: G protein-coupled receptor signaling pathway; cell surface receptor signaling pathway. The record is from RefSeq and is a predicted model, not a curated record.